Cryptococcus deneoformans JEC21 is the source of this 1266-nucleotide messenger RNA. RefSeq lists its product as hypothetical. Bases 176 to 967 code for a protein of 263 amino acids. The record is from RefSeq and is a predicted model, not a curated record. Gene Ontology annotation, cellular component: Hrd1p ubiquitin ligase ERAD-L complex; endoplasmic reticulum membrane. The transcript has 10 exons. Gene Ontology annotation, molecular function: ubiquitin-specific protease binding; misfolded protein binding. Lineage: Eukaryota; Fungi; Basidiomycota; Tremellomycetes; Tremellales; Cryptococcaceae. Gene Ontology annotation, biological process: endoplasmic reticulum unfolded protein response.
CGCAUUCCAUCUCAUCUCGCUGUUGCCAUGAGCAAGUUCUGCUAAACGCAUACAGUCGGUUACCCCUUGUUCAGCUAUCAUCCUUCAACAAGACUCAACUCCACAGCCCCAUCUCCCAAGCAAAAACUGCCAAAAAUCUUACCCCUGUAGACGCUACUCAGUACCUCGGUAAAUCAUGGCCGACUUCUCCGCUGCGUUCAAUUCAGUGCCGCCGGUCACUCGCACAAUACUCAUAGGACUUGGGGCUGUUACUUUCCCAUGUCUCUUGGGAUUGACAUCUCCAGCGUCUGUUGCAUUACUGUGGAGGAGAGUAACCCAAGGAUAUGAAAUAUGGCGCCCCUUAACGUGUUUCUUCUUUGGAGGUGGCGGUUUUCCACUGCUUUAUGAUUUUUUCCUCAUAUACAGGAAUUCCUCCUCUAUGGAAAAAGAUACCUAUCUUUCUAACACAGCUGAAUAUGCUUGGCUACAUGUCGUGAUGGCUAUUUUCAUCCUUAUAUUCAACAUGUUUGUUGGCCUACCAUUUUUGUUCCGCCCCCUUCUCCAUGCUCAAACCUAUGUUUGGUGCCGUGUAAAUCCUACAGUCAAAGUCUCCAUAUUUGGACUGUUGACAAUACCCACAAGCUUGUACCCUGUAGCCCUCAUUGUUCUUGAUCUGUUAACAGGCGGGCCUCUAAAAGCAAUCAGUGGUGUCAUGGGACUGUUGGCAGGACAUCUAUGGUGGUUCCUCUCGACUUAUCUCCCACUCUAUGCACCUUCUCAUUUACGCCGCCAAAACCCCCUAGCAACUCCUAGUUUCUUCAAAUCGUGGUUUAUCAACAACAGCUCCAACAGACGCACAUUCCAAUCAGUUGGAACAAGUAUGCAGGCCCAAACAUCCUUUGCAACAAGCAGUUCUCGGUCAGAAGCAGCACAGGAAGCAAGGCAUAGGUGGGGUGGGGGGCAGCGGUUAGGAGGUUCUACUCUUUAGCUUGUGUAUCCUGAAGCAUUGUUUUUGUGUAGAGCUCACUGCCAGAGCUUAUGUGACAUUGGUGUAGGAGUUUAUAAAGCAAUGUCACUUCAUUGGAUGUGCUGCAUAGCAUGGCAGUGUGUCAGUAAAAUGAUAUGGAUGGAAGCAGACAUGGUCACUAAAAGCCAACUCGGAUGGGCUGCCUGGGUCAAAUCACCAUUUGUACAGACUGAGAUACAAGCACAUAAGGGAUAGGAUAUGUGGUGGAGGAUCACACACAGCAUACAACAUGACAUCUUUGCUGCUGCAUAAGAUAUGAC